Molecule: messenger RNA, 4287 nt
Organism: Ctenopharyngodon idella (grass carp)
Lineage: Eukaryota; Metazoa; Chordata; Actinopteri; Cypriniformes; Xenocyprididae
Gene: runx2b
Product: RUNX family transcription factor 2b
Exons: 8
Coding region: 402-1802 (466 amino acids)
Biological process (GO): hemopoiesis; neuron differentiation; regulation of cell differentiation
Cellular component (GO): nucleus
Molecular function (GO): ATP binding; RNA polymerase II cis-regulatory region sequence-specific DNA binding; DNA-binding transcription factor activity, RNA polymerase II-specific
Source: RefSeq, a predicted model, not a curated record
UCCCUCUCCGGAGUGCCAGGAAGAGCCGGCGAACCACGCGUCUUCAGAAGAAGGAAAACAGAGGAAGGCAGCGGAGGAAGGGAGCAAAAAAGUUGGCCCGCACGACUCCAGUGAUGUCACAAGCAUGUGACCCUGCUUCUCCAGUGACAGUGUUCUGAGGGAAAGAAAAAAGAUUUUUUAAAGGCUCGUGCCUCUUUGGGUUUGUGUGAAGGCUCUGCUCACCUCCCGAGCAACCACAGAACCGCAGAAAAGUUCGGCUCUGGAUUUUUGCAUGAGGCUGCCGGCGGCGCGUAAAUGGUUAAUUGUCGCCGGUCAACUUCAGGUUUGAGGACCGCACCAACCAGCGUCAAGGGUCACCGAAAACCGCAGAGAAGCGAAAUUUGGGACCAACGGUGGCGACCAUGGCAUCUAACAGCCUCUUUAGCUCUGUGACCUCAUGUCAGCAGAACUUCUUCUGGGAUCCCAGCGCCGGCCGGAGGUUCAGUCCGCCGGUGUCGGUGAAGAUGAAUGAUGUGAACUCGAGCGCAGGACAGCAGCAGCAACAGCAGCAUGACAGCGCGGUGGUGCCAAGACUCCGCGCGCAAGAGAACCGCUCCAUGGCCGAGAUCAUCGCCGACCACCCCGCCGAACUGGUUCGGACCGACAGUCCAAACUUUCUCUGCUCGGUUUUGCCUUCUCAUUGGAGGUGUAAUAAAACCCUACCGGUUGCGUUUAAGGUGGUGGCCCUGGGAGAGGUUCCUGAUGGGACGGUGGUCACAGUGAUGGCUGGGAAUGAUGAGAAUUAUUCAGCUGAGCUCAGGAAUGCCUCAGGAGUUAUGAAGAACCAGGUGGCCCGCUUCAAUGACCUGCGCUUUGUGGGUCGAAGCGGAAGAGGGAAGAGCUUCACCCUGACGAUUACAGUAUUCACAAACCCACCGCAAGUGGCCACUUACCACAGAGCCAUUAAGGUCACGGUGGACGGACCGCGGGAGCCCAGGAGGCACAGGCCAAAGUUGGAUGACUCACCGAAGGCCGGACUGUUCUCCGACCGUCUCAGUGAACUGGAGCGUAUCCGGCAGACCACCAUGCGGGUUACUGUGCCAACGCAAACUCCACGGCCCUCGCUUAGCAGCCCCAACUCCUUCACACCUCAGGGGCAGACACAGAUAACAGAUCCACGCCAGGCUCAAUCUUCCCCACCUUGGUCAUAUGACCAGACGUACCCAUCAUACCUGAGUCCCAUGGCCUCCCCCUCUGUGCACUCCACCACUCCACUCUCGUCCAGCCGGGCCACGGGGCUGCCCUCCAUCAGCGAUGUGCCCAGACGCCUUCCAGGUUCGACAGAUUUGAGUCCUUUUCCUGGCCAGUUUGAACGUCAGUUCCCCGGUUUCUCCUCACUCACUGAGAGCCGAUUUUCCAGUCCCAGAAUGCACUACCCGGCGACCUUCACGUACACGCCCACCCCGGUCACCACGGGAAUGUCUCUCGGCAGCGCUCAUUACCACACCUACCUACCACCGCCGUACCCCGGCUCCACCCAGAGCCAAAGCGGACCCUUCCAGAGCAGCAGCACACCCUAUCUCUACUACGGCGCCUCCUCUGGCUCCUACCAGUUCUCCAUGGUUCCAGGAGGGGACCGAUCGCCCACCCGGAUGAUGCCGCCUUGUACUAGCGCAUCCACGGGAACCAGCCUGGUCAAUCCGAACCUCCCGGUCCAGGCUGACGGAGGCGGGGGGGUGGAGGGAGACGGUAGUCAUAGCAACUCCCCCACUCUGCUUAAUCCUGCUGGUAGAAUGGACGAAGGCGUGUGGCGGCCGUAUUGAUCGGAGCGUGGAACAAACGGCAUGGUUUUAAAGCACAAACCUUACUAGGAUUUUCAUCCUAUCUCGCUGAGCUACUUUCCCUCGCUAUCAUGAGUAUUUAUGAGCCUGUUGAAAGGGAAGUAUUUUUUACAUUACAUUGAACUUUGUUGUUGUAAUAACAUUGCUCUGGACUUUUUGACCUCUGGGAUUCAUUGUCACAGGCAGGAGAAUUUGGAAUUGAAGGAAUAGAGAUGGAUCGAGUAUUUCAUUACCAUCAUGUUAUUAUUUACUUGUCUUGGCAUGUUUUUAAUAUAUCAUUUAAAGCACUGAACAACAUCUGUAUGACAGUUUGUGAUCAAAAUCUCUUUUUUGUGCUUUUUUAACUUAAGCAUUUAAGUUAUACGUAUUUGAUAAAAGGAUUUAAAGUAACUUAUAAAGCCAUAGAUUAAUUAAUGUAUUUGGAACUUGAGUCAUAGAGGGAAUAUUUUUGUAAAGCAUCUAUGUUCAAGUUAAUGCAACUAAUUUAGGGUAAUUUAAAUUUAUGUGCCUUAAUUGAUCACACAGAGUUGUAUGUUUAAGUCUAAUGCGUUUAAAACGAAAUGGGGUCUCUGUGUCUAAGUACACUACAUUUGUAAGCAGUUAAUAUUGCUUGGUACCAAAUGCUCUUUCACUGUUUGAAAGCUUUAAACCAAAGAAACAGCCAUGGAUGCUCAAAAGUGUUUGCCAAUGUGCUAGAUCAAGCUUUCUUUGAGUAACGUGCAUGUGCUGGGAUAAUUUAUUUAGCUUUUAUGUUGCUUCGUCAAAAGUGGCUGCGGUUUCCAAUGAGGGGAAUAUUGAAGUUUCUGGAUAUAUAUUGUACACAGAUAUUCUUUUCCCAAUAACUGGAGUGGUUCAUAUGCUCAAAAAAGAGGGGGUAGUACACUUAUGGCACUAUAUUACCCAUUACAACAAUGCAGCGGGAGUAAAUCCCAGUGUUUUUUUAUUUUAUUUUAUUUGGUAUGUAUUUUUAAUAUAGGUUAAAUUUACACUACCAUUCAAAGCUUGGGUUCUGUGAGAUUAUUUUUAAAGAAAUUAAUACUUUAUUCAGCAAGGAUGCAUUUAAUUGAUCAAAAGAGACAGAUUUCGAUAUCAAAUAAAUGCUGUUCUUUUGAACUUUCUAUUCUUUAAAAAAAUUCAGAUAAAAGAAAUGUAUCACAGUUUCCACAAAAACAACUGUUUUCAACAUUGAUAUUAUUAUGAACUGUUUCUUGAGCAACAAAUCAGCAUAUUAUAUAUACAAAGAUGGCACACUCAUAUUACUAUGAAUGGGAGAAAGUGCAAAGCGCAAUAUGGCGGAAUAGUCCCGCCUUCUACAUUAAAGAGCUAAUCAGCAGUUGCUAAAGUAAUUUUUUGUCAUUAUUUGAGCAUUUAGAAACAAAAUUUAUGAGAUAGAUUGCAUUGGUGAUUUCAAAUAUGAAAUUCAAUCAUAAGCUUGGUAAACAGCUUUGGAGAAUUUGAUGUUUCCCCAUUCAAAGAGAUAAGAGCUGUACUUGCAUGACUAAAAUGGCUGCCUGAGAGGCGUUUCAAAGAUGGCCGCCACUUUGAUCAGAAUGAUUUCUGAAGGAUUAUGUGAAAAUCUUACCGACCCCAAUCUUUUGAAUGGUAAUGUAGCUAAAUUCUAUUCCAUGGAUGGUACAUUGUCAAUUUUUCCAAUGAAAAUGUUCAUUAUCAGGUUAUAAGUGCACAAACUAGCUUCAUAAUUUCAGAUUAUUAGUAUUCCGUUAGUUUAUCCAUCAUCGACAGAUUAACGUACCCAACUGCAAUAGUGUACCAGAGUUAUAUUUAUCUAGUGCCUUACAGUUGGAACUAUACAGACCUCAACAAAGAACUGAAAGCUUUCCUCAAAGCAGUGCUUUAAAUAAAAUAUGGCUUGUAAAGCCCAUAUUUAAGCAAUUAAAAAACCAAAAGCUCUUAGCUUGAGCAGGAUGUGUUUUUGUCCUUAUUUUCCUGAACAUUGGUCCAGUAUUGCAUCUCUGGUAGGACUGGUCAUGGUUCAUUUUCCAGGCCCGGUUCAGCAUUCCUGGUUCCUCCGUCAUCCCGACGGAGACACUGCUUCAAAUCAGGGCGUCUGCCUAUAAAUUUAAAUAGCUGUGAGUGUGUACGAAAUGUUUACAUCCUUCAGAGACCAUGUUGUAUAUUACAGGAGGUAAAUACACCACCCUAGUUUUGUUGAAUUAUUAUCUCAUUUCUUCUUUUGUAAAUUAGUAUUUAUCUGACAGGUUAACCGAGGGCAAUUUGUAGCAAAUUUGUCUCUGGUUCUUGCAUGCUUUGUUUCCUUUGCACAUCUGUGUUUAAAUUAUCUUGCUUUUCUUCCCUGUGAAGCCUGUUCUCUUUUAUCCACGGAUAGAAAAAGGGUUUAAGGGGAAAUUAUCAUGACAACAGUGAAAGAAAUUGGCUUUUUUUGAUUGUUGUAUGUUGAUUAUAAUAGUUUUCUUUGUAAGAGAAAUAAAAAGAGAUUUUGCAAUGA